Molecule: messenger RNA, 1841 nt
Organism: Oryzias latipes (Japanese medaka)
Lineage: Eukaryota; Metazoa; Chordata; Actinopteri; Beloniformes; Adrianichthyidae
Product: protein phosphatase 1, catalytic subunit, gamma isozyme
Cellular component (GO): cytoplasm; nucleus
Molecular function (GO): protein serine/threonine phosphatase activity
Source: RefSeq, a predicted model, not a curated record
GUGCGGCAGAGGAGAUAACAGACGGGACACCAUCACCAGCUAACAGCUAGAGCCCGUGACGUCCUCCUUCAAGUCCCGAACGCUCAACAAAACCCGCCGCCGGAUGGGAUUAUUUUUAACGUCUGCGACGUGCAAAUAACCUAAUUAGGAUUUAAUAUUAUAUAUUCAUCCCCCCCGCGCGUGCGUCCGACUAACAUAUCUGAGGUUGAACCGGAAAAUCAGCCGAGCUAGCUAAUUCUACGGUAACUAGCAGGCUAGCUUUCACAGGAGUUAGCGUAAAGAUCUAGAUUAGACAGAGACGACUUUAACGCAGGCGCUUGCAAUGGCUGAUGUUGACAAGCUCAACAUAGAUAGUAUAAUCCAACGGCUUUUAGAAGUCAGAGGAGCAAAGCCCGGCAAGAAUGUGCAGCUGCAGGAGAACGAGAUCCGUGGAUUAUGCCUCAAAUCUAGGGAGAUCUUUCUCAGUCAACCCAUUCUCCUCGAGCUUGAGGCCCCUUUGAAGAUUUGUGGUGAUAUUCAUGGGCAAUACUACGACCUGCUCAGGCUGUUUGAGUAUGGGGGCUUCCCUCCAGAGAGCAACUACCUGUUUCUGGGUGACUACGUGGACAGGGGGAAGCAGUCUCUGGAAACAAUCUGUCUUCUGCUGGCCUACAAAAUAAAAUAUCCAGAAAACUUUUUUCUGCUGAGGGGAAACCACGAGUGUGCUUCAAUCAACAGAAUAUAUGGCUUCUACGAUGAGUGUAAAAGGAGGUACAACAUCAAACUCUGGAAGACUUUCACCGAUUGCUUUAACUGCCUUCCUAUCGCUGCAAUUGUUGAUGAGAAGAUCUUUUGCUGUCAUGGAGGACUUUCACCCGACCUUCAGUCCAUGGAGCAAAUCAGGCGCAUCAUGCGCCCCACUGACGUGCCCGACCAGGGCCUGCUGUGCGAUUUGCUUUGGUCUGAUCCGGACAAGGAUGUGUUGGGCUGGGGGGAGAAUGACAGGGGGGUGUCUUUCACCUUUGGCUCGGAGGUGGUGGCCAAAUUCCUGCACAAGCACGACCUGGAUUUGAUCUGUCGUGCCCAUCAGGUGGUUGAAGAUGGUUAUGAGUUUUUUGCAAAGAGGCAGCUUGUGACCCUGUUUUCAGCUCCAAAUUACUGCGGGGAGUUUGACAAUGCUGGUGCCAUGAUGAGUGUCGACGAGACUCUUAUGUGCUCUUUUCAGAUCUUGAAACCAGCUGAGAAAAAAAAGCCCAACGGCAGUCGUCCUGUGACUCCCCCUCGCAACAUGGUGACCAAGCAAGCCAAGAAAUGAGGCAGGCGCCAGGGAGCUGGUGGGGGCCAGAGUCCCACUCCUCUGGUCUGCUUUUGUUUUCCGCAUUUGAAAGAUCGGGUCUUCUUCACGCUGCCAAUACUGAAGAUACCCGCUCCCACUCGAUGAAACAAAAUGUUUUAUUGUUUUGUCCCAAGGGGUAAGUUGAUAAGUCACCAUGGAAAACCUCAGGUGUUUUGCACUCCAUUUGCAGCUAGUCUUUGCCACAUAAUGACUGUUCAAUCAGGAAAAUGUAACAAUACGGCUACUUGUGCACAGGAAUGCCUUUGUCUGAAGCUGUGCACAAUUUUUCCACUUUUCCAUGUCUCGUUUAUUUGUCAUCUCUUUUCCUCACUGUCAGUAAUAAUAAACAAUGGCUAUAAAUCUAUGAGGAAAGUCACAGACACAUUUACCUUUGUAAACUCCAUUGACUGUCAGUGUCAAAGAGAAUUGUCAGAAUUGCAUCAUAUUUCUAAAUAAGUCGCGCUAAGUUAAACGAAUAAGGAAACAUUCUGUAAUAUCAAAGUCUUUCUAAUAAACUUUGAGAGUA